Messenger RNA from Nezara viridula (southern green stink bug), 844 nucleotides. The record is from the annotation of a GenBank genome assembly. Lineage: Eukaryota; Metazoa; Arthropoda; Insecta; Hemiptera; Pentatomidae.
CUCAGAUUAUUGGUGAACUGACUGGCACUACAAACACACACACAGGAAAAUGGUGGUAAAAUUAACAUACUUCGCAAUGCCAGGGCUUGGGGAGCCUAUAAGGCUGAUGCUUGCAGUCACCAAGACAGAAUUCGAAGACAUCCGGGUUGGCAAGGAGGAAUGGCAGAAACUAAAGCCAACUCUUAAGUUACCAUAUUUACCAAUGGUGGAAAUGGAUGGAAAAACUCUUUUUCAAUCAAUGGCAGUUUGCCGCCAUAUUGCACGAAAGGCAGGACUAUACGGCUCUUCUGAAGAUGAAGCACUUGAAAUUGAUGUGACUGUGGAUACCUUGGAGGAUAUGAGAAAACACACGGUUUCACAUUAUUACCAGCCUGAUUCUGAAGAGAGAGACCAAGGCAUGAAGAAGUCAGUUGAUGUCACGAUUCCAUUUUUUUUGAAGCUAUUUGAUAAACAGCUGGAGGAAAACAAGGGAUACCUCGUCGCCGGAAAGCUUUCUUGGGCUGACAUCCUAUUUUUGUCUCAUUGUGACUAUUUAUCUAGUCUAUUCCAUGUUGACAUUUUAGCGGAUUUUCCAAAACUGAAAGAGUACCAGCAGAAAAUUGCUGAUUUGCCAGGAAUCAAAGAAUGGCUUGAAAAGCGACCACCAACCCCAGAAGAUUGUAGGAUUUUCUUUUCUUAAUUAUAUAUCAAAUAUAUUUAAAGUAAAUAUUAAUUUUUUUUUAUAUUCAGAGAUAAUAUUUAAAAUGUCAUCAAACCUUAUAUGAAAUAUAUAAGGCCGUGUGGGCCACGUAUUAAUAUUAAUAAACUCUUGUUAAGUUACAAAAUAAAUAAGUUUUUUUAAGCA